Messenger RNA from Colossoma macropomum (tambaqui), 3216 nucleotides. Its product is annotated as adhesion G-protein coupled receptor G2-like. Lineage: Eukaryota; Metazoa; Chordata; Actinopteri; Characiformes; Serrasalmidae. Gene Ontology annotation, biological process: cell surface receptor signaling pathway; adenylate cyclase-activating G protein-coupled receptor signaling pathway. Gene Ontology annotation, cellular component: membrane. Bases 127 to 2697 code for a protein of 856 amino acids. Gene Ontology annotation, molecular function: G protein-coupled receptor activity. The transcript is spliced from 24 exons. The record is from RefSeq and is a predicted model, not a curated record.
UGUUGUAUUACAGCUAACGUGUUACACCAGUAUUGAAUUACAGUGGGAUGUAUAUGUCAAGUCUUGAGCAAGUCUCAAUUAGAAGGCUACGGUGUUUAGGACUGUUUACACAGCUGUGGAUGGAUAAUGAGCGCAGCUCUCAGCGGAUGGUUUAUCAUGCAGCCAAAACUUAUGGCUUUUGUCCUGCUCUCUGCGCUGGUCCUGCAAGGUCACUCAGAAACUGGACCUGUGUGUUUGUCCAGCUGCAGUGGUCCAGUUUACAGAUUUAGCAAUAUCAGCUUCAGAAUCACAAAACCCAGCUUGAGCAACGCAUCACUGUGUGCAUUCUUAAAAAACGUAUCCACCUCUCUCCACACAUCCAAUUCCAUGCUGUAUGAAUCUGCCACAAAUGAGCAGUGCUGCCGUGUGAACCAUACAGUGCACUUCAUCAGAGAAACGUUAACCACUUUAAGUGCAAUGGGAGACAAUAAUAUCAGAGUAGAUAUGAUUUUCCGGAGCAGCACAUCAAACCUCACCUUACUGAGUUUUAACCUCAGUGAUGAUGACUUCAUACUGAUGGACCUGGGCAGCUUUGUUGUGACAAAAUGCAGAUGCAACUCAACCACUGGAACAUCAUCAUACACAAGCACAACAGCAACAAUGAGGAGUUCACCAGAAACACCUUCCUCAAGCAGUGUAACAACAUCAAACACAGGCACAAAAGCUACAGACACAAGAGCUACUGUCCGAGCACUUACCACAAAUUUCCCAGAAACAGGUGGCACCAACACGACAUCAAUAACAAAUUCAACAGCAAGUAACUCAUCAGCAGAACUCAACACUUUGCUGGAAAACAUAGAUAACUUGUUGAAUGGCAGCACCAUUAACAGCACUGUGGCAAAGAGCAUUAUCAACGGCUCCAGUAAAUUAAUUGACAAUCUGGAAAGUACUGAGCCCACUAACAGGCCAGAUACGAAGAUGCUGAACAAGUUGAUAAACAAUAUAGAGCAGUUGCUACAAAAGCUGGAGGUGAAUGAAGAGCCUAUAAUUAUUCCCUUACCAUCUUUGACUCUGGGGGUAAAGAAGGUGAACGGGACUAACUUUCAGAAGACCUCCUUCACAAUGACUGACAGCGGCCUGCAGGUUGAUGGUGGUUCCACUAAUGGAUCCACUCCUCAGGGCUCUAUUGUUCUCCCUGCCUCCAUCCUGAAGAACUUCUCUCCCGAGGAGAAGAAACAAGUUUCCAAGAUACAGUUUUGCUUCUAUCAGAAAACUUCUCUUUUUCAGCACGGCGCACCGAGCAACAACAAGCUGGUCAGUGGAGUUCUGGCCUCCAGUGUGGCUAACCUCAAUAUCUCCAGACUGCAAGAGAACGUGAGCAUUACCCUGAGGAACACCAAGUCUGUUUCAUCGGAUAAAAAUGUGUUCUGUACAUUUUGGAGAUAUGACUUAAACAGUGGCUCUGGUGGCUGGUCCUCUGAUGGCUGCACUGUGUUGAGCAGCACUGAGAAUGAGACUGUGUGCAGUUGUGACCAUCUCACCAACUUUGGUGUGCUCCUGGACUUCUCCAAUCAGUCAAUAACAAGUUACCAACAAGUUAUCAUCCUCAACACCAUAACCUACAUUGGUUGUGGCAUCUCUUCCGUUUUUCUCAUGGUCACCUUGGCUAUGUACCUGCGGUCAGAGAAGCUGAGAAAUGUCGUCCCAAAUAAAAUCCUGAUCCAGCUGUGUUUUGCCCUGCUGCUUCUGAACCUGGUGUUCUUCCUGGACUCGUUGCUGGCUAAGCAGCUUGACAGUGUGGGUCUCUGCAUCCCUACAGUCUUCUUCCUGAGCUACUUUCUGUUGGUCUCUUUCACUUGGGUAGCGCUGGAGUCUGUACACAUAUACCUGACCAUUGUCAAAGUUUUCAACAAUUACGUCGCCCACUUCAUGGUCAAAGUAACGCUGGUUGGAUGGGGUGUUCCUCUGGUUGUGGUCAUCAUUCCUGUAGCUAUUGAUAAAUCAGUCUAUGGAAUUACAAGCACUAUGUUGGACAACGGAUCCGUGGAAUACUUCUGCUGGUGGAAAGACAUGAACGUUUUCCGUAUUGUGGUGGGAACGUAUUUCUCAGUUACCUACCUGAUGAACUUCAGCAUGUUUAUAGUGGUGUUGACACUCAUGUGUCGCAUUAAGAAGAAGACCCCCCAUCUCGCUCGUAAGCGGACCGUGCUGCAUGACAUCUGGAGUGUGACCGCGCUUGCUGUGCUCCUGGGCCUCACCUGGAUCUUUGGUUUGUUUUCCUGGGGUUCUGCUCACUUGGUCUUCACCUACCUGUCCGCCAUCUGUAAUUCACUGCAGGGCUUUUUCAUCUUUGUGUUCCGCUGUGCUGCGAAGGAAGAAAUCAGAAGACAGUGGCGGAAACACUUCAUGCUGGGGGAGCUCCCAGAGAGAGCUCAAAGGGUCUGGAGUAGGGUCACCACCUCAGUCCUAUCCUUCAGAUUCUCUUCAACCACCCAGGAAAGUAAUGUUUCCAGAUCAAAGUUUGACAGCUAUCCAGACAUCGCCUGCUCCGCCACUCAUUCAGAACUAAAAUCAUUAUCCAGCUCUGAGACGGUAACUGGACCAAAAAAAGUCACGGACGGACAGACGUGCGGACGGACAGACGGACGGACGGGCAAAUGGACAGACGAAGCAACAAGCAAAGGAAAGGAUGAACGAACAAUGUUCUUGUGUGGAUAAACAAAUGAAUGGGCGACAGGCAGCUACAGACAGGGGACACGUGUACGGACAGAACGAUCACUCAGGAGCCCACCUCAGACGUAGAUAUGAACAGUGACAAAAAGUGUAUAAAUUAAGACACGUGAUAUCACGGCAGCUCCAAUGUUUUUUAAGUGGGUAAUAUGUUGUCAGUAUACAUGACCUGUAAGUAAGUGACAUACAAAGCAUUUAAAGGUACUCAUUAUGUGCAGUUUCCAGUUUUCCAGUGAAGUGUGUUUAAUUGAGGGCUGGAUCAUGACUUAAGCUGUAGCUACUAGUGGUUCAUUUUGGUGGCACUUCCACAGUCUGUAUGCAGAGUUUAUGUAUUUAUUGAAUGCUAAGUGGUAAAGAGGGGUGGUUGUGGCUGCAGCACUGGUUGUUCCUAGGCUGCUGUGGAGGAAGCUGUUGGCAGAGGGAAGCCAUUAGGCUACGUUUACACAGCAGGUAAAAGUGGCCCAAAUCUGAUCUUUUUCUUCAUAUGUGACACAGAUGUGUGUCAGG